GAAGAAAUGUCGAAGCUGUCCUAAAGAAAUAGAUCUAGAAUCUAGAUGACAAAACUCUGUAGACUAUAGAUUUCGAGGAUAGAAAAUGUCCUGCUAGCAAUGUUUAGCAUCAUGCUCCUGGCCCUGCAAGUGUUAUUGAGUUGACGAACUGAAACCAAGACAUUAGAUUAUUAAGGAAUAAUAGCGUAUUCAACUGUGUCUUUGAGAUAUUUUGCAGGCGCCCGCGGUAACCUAGCCGCCUGGACGCCAGCAGAGAAGCGCACUACGACUAGUGACUGGUAUGGUUGGAGAUGAUCGACAUCGUGAUCGUGCAGCGUAUCGUCUGUAAAGUUUCACUUGUAAACAGCGUCUGGCAUAUAGACGGACUGAAACCAGAGAAGCAAAUAUGCAAGUUUGUCCAAAGUGUACCCGUUUUCUUGCGAGAGAGCAAAGGAGAAGAAUUUUCAGCCUGGAUGCCCAGCGUACCCUGUGGAUGCGGGAAGUGAGGCUUUCUGGGUCUGGUGGUCAAGAUGUCUUGAAGAAGGAGGCUAAUAAUCCACUGUUUGCAGCCAAUAAAUAUGUCCAGCAUCCCAUCUUCGAGGACAAAGACAUGAUAUUUAGACCGACGGAGACCGAGGUUCAAGAGGCAGGCAUGCUCUUUGAAAAUGGCAGGACGCACAAAGUACAGUUUGCAAAGGCAGCUUACUACCCAGAACAAGCCCCAGACUACAAUCUUCCAGAGAUUGCUAUGAUUGGUCGUAGCAACGUGGGCAAGUCCUCCUUGAUCAAGGCUCUCUUCUCAAAUGUACCUGGCCUGACUGUCAGGACAUCAAAAACUCCAGGACACACAAAGCUUCUGUUAUUCUACCAAGCUGGUUCAGCGUUCAGUCUGGUUGACCUUCCAGGCUAUGGGUUCAGGCAGCCGGAAAACUUUGCAGUUACGGCUGAAGGCUACUUGAGGACCAGGAAAAACUUGCAGAUGCCUUUUCUCUUAAUUGAUAUACACGACGGCUUCCAACCGAUGGAUUUUACAGCAAUCAAGAUGCUUGAAGAUUUCUCCCGACCAUAUUCAUUGAUCGUCACCAAGGUGGACAAGGUAUCACCGAGGAAGCUUGUUACAUCUCUCCUGUCAAUCCGCGAUAUCCUACAAACCAAGACCACUACCUGUCUACCACAACCAUUCCUCGUCAGUGCUACAAAGAUGAAGGGGAUAGCUUUUCUGCGGAGUUACAUAGCGCAUCUUACAGGGAGUGUCAGGGUAUCGAACAGAUGACACCAGCCAUAACUACAAAUUAUUCUAUGACUAUACACUAGGUAUUGUACAAUCAACAACCUGUGCUCAUCCAUGCAAUGUACGCAACUUCAUUGCCGCAGCAGCUGAAUUCACUCAUUGUCAUAGGCUUUGAAAUCUUCCCUUAUAUUUCAUAGUGCAAAAUUAUUUAGUAAAAACUUUGUUUUGGUGGGGAAAAAAUUAAAAUGGACAUCUUACCUCCAACUUCAUCAAAACUUGAAUGCAAGUUAAAAUGAAGUUAAAUGGACUUAAUUACCACACAGUAAAUGAAACUACAUUUCCUUUGAAGGAAUGUUUCACUGCUUGUGUUUGACAUUGCUGCCCACAAAAACAAGACUAAUUUUGCAGCAUAUACAUGUUAUACAUGAUAAUGCUCAGUACAUGAAAAUGUAGAACCUGCCUUAGUUGCAUGCAGUUUGGUUCAUGAUUCAUGACAGGCAAUAGAAAUAGACAAAGAAAACAAUAGAAGAAUGUCAUUGUGAAAGGAAGAGAAGUGUGCUCUCACAUUUCAAUUGCACUUCCUCGGACAAAUAUAGACUGCCAUAAAUGGUCUACAUGUAUGUUGACGUUUUAUUUCCUGGUAUGUGUUGAAAAUGAAAUAAAUUAACCAUGAGAUCAUU
Messenger RNA from Strongylocentrotus purpuratus (purple sea urchin), 1890 nucleotides. RefSeq names its product GTP-binding protein 8 (gene gtpbp8). Lineage: Eukaryota; Metazoa; Echinodermata; Echinoidea; Camarodonta; Strongylocentrotidae. Gene Ontology annotation, cellular component: mitochondrion. The record is from RefSeq and is a predicted model, not a curated record. The transcript has 8 exons. Bases 386 to 1252 code for a protein of 288 amino acids. Gene Ontology annotation, molecular function: GTP binding.